Molecule: messenger RNA, 2844 nt
Organism: Argentina anserina (silverweed cinquefoil)
Lineage: Eukaryota; Viridiplantae; Streptophyta; Magnoliopsida; Rosales; Rosaceae
Product: pentatricopeptide repeat-containing protein At3g29230
Biological process (GO): chloroplast RNA processing
Molecular function (GO): protein binding
Source: RefSeq, a predicted model, not a curated record
AUGGGAUUAGGAAUUGGGAUUUUUGGUGGUGGGUGGGAGACGCCACACAAAAACCGCCGCGAACCCAUAUCUGAACCGCCGCUCAUUUCCCGCCAUGCAAAUGUGCCUCCCAGCCCGCUCUCCCGGUUGGGUUUCCCGACGCCGACUCCUCGACCAAAACCUCUCCGACCUCCACCGCUGCACAAACUCGCCCACAUCAAACAAAUCCACGCCCAAAUCCUCAAAGCCCAUCUCCACCAAGACCCCCACACCGCCCCAGAGCUCAUCGCUGGGGAGGUGAGUGAUGCACGGGAGCUGUUCGGUGAAAUGCCUGAGAGAGACGCGGUGAGCUGGAACUCGAUGCUGGAUGGGUACGCGAGGGCGGGGUAGAUGGAGGAAGCGUUUGAGCUGUUUGAGAGGAUGCCCCAGAGGAAUGUGGUGUCGUGGUCGACUAUGGUGUUGGUGUAUGCAAAGUUGGGGGACAUGGGGAUGGCGAGGAUGAUGUUUGAUAGAAUGCCGUUUAAGAAUUUGGUUCCGUGGACGAUUAUUAUUUCGGGGUAUGCGCAGAAGGGGGAGGCGAUUAUGUUGUAUGAUGAGAUGGAGAGAGAUGGAUUGAAGCUGGAUAAUGGGGCUGUUAUUAGUAUAUUGGCUGCUUGUGCCGAGUCUGGUUUGAUUGCGUUGGGGAAGAAAGUUCAUGAGUCUAUUGAGAGGAAUAGGUUUAAGUGUAGUACUCCCGUUUUAAAUAUGUAUGCGAAAUGUGGUGGCUUGGAGGAGGCGUAUAGAGUGUUUGAUGGGAUAUCAAAGAAAGAUUUGGUGUCUUGGAAUUCUAUGCUCCAAGGGUUAGGCAUGCAUGGACAUGGUGAGAAAGCCCUUCAUCUGUUCUCUAGAAUGGAGAAGGAUGGGUUUAGGCCGGAUAAAGUCACCUUCAUUGGCGUGUUAUGUGCCUGCACGCAUUCAGGCUUUGGGGAGGAGGGGCUUGAUGCUUUCCAUACGAUGGAAACAAAAUAUGGGAUUGUACCCGAAGUUGAGCAUUAUGGUUGCAUGAUUGACCUUUUGGGUCGGGGAGGCCGUCUCAGGGAAGCUUUUAGGCUUGUGCAAAGCAUGCCGAUGGAACCAAAUGCUGUUAUAUGGGGUACACUUUUGGGAUCGUGCCGGAUGCAUAAUGAUCUUGAACUAGCAGAGAAGGCCCUGGAUCAGCUGGUUAAGUUAGAACCAUCAGAUCCAGGAAUUUUUUCCAUUAUGUCAAAUAUGUAUGCUGCGGCUGGUGAUUGGGAAAACAUGGCCAAUAUCAGGCUACAAAUGAGGAGCACAGGAAUGCAGAAAACUUCAGGGGCUAGUUCCAUCGAGGUGGAUGAUGAGGUACAUGAGUUUACAGUAUUUGAUAGAGUUCAUCCUAGAUCAAGCGACAUAUAUGGGAUGAUUAACAGACCUGAAGCCAGCGGACACAUCCUCAACAAGUAUUAGUGUAUUACCAUUAGAGUAGGUGCACUCAACAAACACUUCUGCAAGCCUCUUACAUUGGCGAAAAAGAGAAACUUCUCACCAAUAUAGUACUUUAUGGGAAACAAGAGCUGCACAAAUGCCUGGGCAUGAGGAUCACGGGUCAUCACCCAGAAAAAAGGACUAGGUCUUUGUUCUCUUGUGCCAAGUGUAAUGACAUAUCCACUGGCCCAUACUUUGGAAGCUAAAAGAGACCUCCAACAUGGAUUGGGAUGGGAUAUGAAUAAUGGGAUUGGAUCAAACACAACUCAUGUGGUGCACAUUUGCCUAACAUAUUGUAUAUAUCAGAAUCAUUUUGCUCUUUAUUCCUUGCCAGCUUUGAACCUUUGAUCACCCAUCAAAACUCAGAAGAGCGAAGAAAGUAGAGCAGAAAAGAACUAGACAUGGAAGCUUGUUUCCUUGCCUCAAACUCCUUCACCAAAACCUUGGAGUCUGCUACUUUCCCCAAGAGAAAUUCUACUCAAUUUCAAAGCAAAAAAGUUGGCAUUUCAUCUUCGAUGGCAUGUUUCCGAAUGGAGUCAUCUUCACCGUCCGGUGAUGACCACAAACCUUCCAACGACACCGAUUGACGAUCAUUUAGAGCAAAACUAGUAGCUGCAGAGAAAGUAGCACUCCCCAAAUUGCCUACUUCCUCAGUUGCUGAUCUAGAUACAGUGGUGGAUCAACCACAGUCCAUCACUGUUGGUGACAGGUGGGCCGACACUAUCAACGAGCCCGAAAGAGGCUGCCUACUCCUGGCCACCGAAAAGCUCGACGGGGUCCAUAUUUUCGAACGGACAGUUAUCUUGGUUAUGUCCACUGGGCCUUUGGGCCCGUCCGGCAUUAUACUGAACCGACCCUCACUAAUGUCGAUCAAGGAGACAAGAUCGACGGCGUUAGAUGUUGCCGGGACAUUCUCUGAUAGGCCGCUGUUCUUUGGUGGGCCUUUGGAGGAAGGGUUGUUCUUGGUUAGGCCCAAGAAGGGUGGUGAUAGAGUUGGGAAAAGUGGUGUUUUUGAUGAGGUGAUGAAGGGAUUGUAUUAUGGCACAAAGGAAAGUGUGGGUUGUGCAGCUGAAAUGGUGGAGAGGAAUAUGGUAGGGCUUGGGGACUUUAGGUUCUUUGAUGGAUAUUGUGGGUGGGAAAAGGAGCAAUUGAAGCAUGAGAUAAGUGCUGGGUAUUGGACUGUGGCAGCUUGUAGCCCAAGUGUAAUUGACUUUACUCAUGUGGGAAGUGAUGGGCUUUGGGAGAAGGUUCUUGGGAUUAUGGGCCGUAGAAAGGUCCGCUGAAAUCGUUAAUCGUUAUCUAAUGUAACUUAUGUUAAUCGGUUAAACUGUAUGUACACGUACAAAUUCCAUUCUUCUCAUUUGUGAAAGGUUUGUCUUAAAA